GCCGGUUUUAAUUUGGUACUACUUAAACACGCAGUAAAUUAAAUAAAACAGUAAAACACCUUAUUGCAUUAUAUUGCUACCAUAUAUAUCAUCUCAAGAUUAGAUUACUUACAGAAACAUAUCAGUAAUUCAGUAUUAGUGUUACUGUUAUUAGAACCUAAUUAAGCACUGUUGCUCUAUAUAGGUAGAUUAACCAUGAAAACUACUACCUCUCCUGCCCUGAUAAUUAUCUUCCUCUUUUCAGCACUACAACUCCCUGCAGUUCUCAACUCAAUCAGGCCGCCGCCUUGCACCGCCCCCACCCCCGCCGCCAGAUCAUUCAUCAAUGAAAGCUGUUAUUCAGCACAGAACCUGGACUCAAAUGCAUGCUACCAAUGGCUUUCCUCCCACGUCGUUGAAACGGAGCAGCCGAGGGUCAACAAGCUGGUCAAGGCGGCCAUAAAUCUCACCAUGGAAGAAAUCACAUCAUCCGUAAUCCCGAAAAUUAACACAUUGUAUGAAAAGAAAGGCAAGGCCCUUGUGAAUAAAGAUAAAAGUAUAGCGCGCACUUGCUUGGAGAUGAUGGACGACUCCAGAGGCGGAAUGAAGGACACGCUGGAUCAGAUGUAUAAUCUCAAGCCAAAUGAUUUGCUGUUUCAGAUUAGCAACCUGCAGACGUGGAUGAGCGCCGCGCUUACGAAUGUAGACACAUGUUUGGAUGACGAUGAAACCCCUUCUGUGUCGGAUAAUGACCUAAGGUCCUUGCUGAUGAAUUCAGUCGGGAACGUUCAAAAGCAUACCGUCAUCGCCCUCUCUUUGAUCAACUACUUUGCCUCCAAGUGUUACUCAGACCUAGCCCCGGCCCCAGCCCCGGCCGCCACACAUUGAUCGAGGGCCGUGUUCACAAUAAAAAUGGAGGCCCCGCCAUAUGAUACAAAACAUAAUGGCUCUACAUUGUCCCAAAUCAAGUAAAAAGUAAGAAUAGUUUUGAUAUUUUCCAUGGAAAAAUUAUUUUUUAUGGAAAUAGUAUGUUUAUUUUGGGACUCUCAAAAAAGAAAGUGGGAAGUUGUUUUGGAGAUGGAGGUAGUAUUACAUAUCACUAUGUAUAUCUGUUACUUUAUGUU
This is a messenger RNA of Cuscuta europaea, 1103 nucleotides long. The record is from the annotation of a GenBank genome assembly. NCBI's taxonomy places the organism in Eukaryota, Viridiplantae, Streptophyta, Magnoliopsida, Solanales, Convolvulaceae.